AACCGGCUAAUCUCUGGAAAGUUUCAUGCUGCGCCUUUGUUUCCUGACAUCAGCGUUUCUGUAAUCCUGCCCCGUUUAAAUCCACUUGAAAAUGACAUGGAAAGUCACAAUACAAUUUUAAAUGUAUGCAAAAUUGCUUAAAACAAUUAAAUAAAUAGAUUUUUUUUUACAUUACAAUUAAAGUUGAAAAUAGAUUACAAAAAGAUUUAGCUUUAAUUAUCAUGAUUUUACGUAUGUGCAUUAUUAAAAGUGGUUAUUUAUGGUAGGUCCUUGCAUGACGGAUUACACCAAGCAUCUGAGAUGGUAAACAAACUGAUGAUGUCAGAGGCUUAGUGAUGAAGAGGUUUAUCACUGCAGACACCUGUGUGUGAUUCAGACCGCUCCAGACCUGCAAGACAGCAUCUGGCAAAGGUAAGAAAUUAUUUUAAGACAAAAAAAAGGGCCUGUAACCAGAAAUAUUCAAACUCUUUGUGACUCUCCUCACGCAGGUGAUUUGUUGGUGUGUUUUGGUGAUGAUGAAUAUUCUGGAGGACGUUCCUUUUCAGACCCCUUUGGGACCGUUAGGUGUUGAGAUACAGAUGUCGACUUUACCUGAUAUUUCUGUACCACAAUGCCAUCAGAUCAUGCAGGAAACUGAGUAUCGAUUCAAUCUGGAGAGAUGGAUUUUAACUGGGCAGCAGCCGGUGAGUCAGGUUCCCUCUUGCCCCCCCUACUGGCUGAUGUUCAGUACCCCUCCAGAAACCCACAAGCUCACUCCUAGGGGCCAGGAUCUGUGGGCCCUCCGGCCCCGCAGCCACAGCCUGAGCUCCGCGGAGGACUGCUGGUUGCACCACCGCGCCGUCAAGUUCCUCCCAGCUGACUCCGAUGAAGAAGAUGGCUCAUAUAAGGACAUCGCCGGGGUCCCCAGAGAACGGCCCCGCAGUGCCAGGGACCCAGUCUCCAGGGUCAAAGACAUGCACCUCGCUCAUUCCUCACACCGAGGUAAGCCGGGGUUAUCUCCGGUCCUCAAAGGUCACAGAGCCACGUCUUCUCUCCCGGACUGCAGACCACCUUUACGCGCGCUGGAGCAGCUCAGAUCACAGCAGGCAAGCUCGCUGUCUCAGGGACAGAAGAACGGCAAGAAGAGGCAACGCUCUCUGGGCAGACGGUUCUCCCAAAACACUCCGCCCGCCCAGCAUUCUCCAUCCAGGCCCCUGCAACAACGACCCUCCUCGGCUAGAUCUGUCAGAAACCGCAGGAGAAAGGUCAUGACAACUCCUGGCUCUCGUGGUGUUUUCUUUGACUCAGCAGCAGAGCUUCUGACAGCUCUCAGCCAGGAGGAGAGGGAGUUACUCGAAACCAUCACAGAGAAAGGAUACCCGUUACGCACUGCCAUCCUGGCUCUGCAGAAAACUGGCUAUCAGAAUCCAGAGAAGGUCCUAAAAUACCUGGUUGCAUGUGAUCGUCUUUGCCAGCUGGGCUACGAUGAGGCACAAGUGGAGGAAGCUUUGGAGAUGUUUCAGAAUUGUGAGAGCAAGGCUGCGGAGUUCCUCCACUUGCUGACUCAGUUUGAUGAGAUGGGCUUCCAGCAGAGCGCAAUCAAAGAAGUGCUGCUUGUUCAUGAAAACCACCGUGAGCGGGCUCUGGAGGAGCUGAUGACACGCAUGGCUUAGGUAGUCCAGUCUGAAGACACAGCAUCUGGCUUCAAACAUUUAACUCAAGCUGCAGCAGCAAGCUUGAAAACCUUUGAUAUUUGUCAAUAAUUAGUCUUAGUUAAAAUGUUUUAAAAAUUUUAUUGACAGAUUUUUAAAAAGUGAAAAAAAGCAUUAAAAUGUCACAG
Molecule: messenger RNA, 1819 nt
Organism: Xiphophorus couchianus (Monterrey platyfish)
Lineage: Eukaryota; Metazoa; Chordata; Actinopteri; Cyprinodontiformes; Poeciliidae
Product: ubiquitin-associated protein 1-like
Exons: 5
Coding region: 513-1652 (379 amino acids)
Biological process (GO): ubiquitin-dependent protein catabolic process via the multivesicular body sorting pathway
Cellular component (GO): ESCRT I complex
Molecular function (GO): ubiquitin binding
Source: RefSeq, a predicted model, not a curated record